GGAGGCUCAGGUGCAGCGUGCCAUGGAUCUAUCGAGAGCGGAAGCAGAGUUCCGACGGGGGGUGGAACAGAGAGGAGGUGCAUAUGAGCGUGGAGGGGGUAGUGGUUCGACGAGGGGGAAUGUUAUGCAGAGAAUGUUUCGAAAGUCCACUUCGCAGAGGGAGAGUCCUGUGGUGGAGGACUAUAACUUGGCAGCUGGUGGGAGAAGAGGAAUGACACAAACAAGGAUUGAUACAGGCUCCUGGACGCAGAAGGGUAAGAACGCAAAGGAAGCUAUUGGUAAAGCUUGGUCAAAGUUUUUCCAUAUUGCAGGAGUACCUGGAAGACAGGCUGACAGUCCAUACUUUAUCAGCGCGGUUAGGGAGACACAGAAGUCGGGUGAAGGUAUCGCAUCACCCACUGGACGGGAUAUUGAUGGCAAGUACCUUGAUCAGAAUGAGCAAGACUUGAAGACGAGGUACGUAAAGUUUCAGAAAGACUGGCCCUUAUUUGGCAUCACGUUAAUGUGUGAUUCAUGGACUGGUCCGACGAGGAUGAGUGUCAUCAACUUUUUGAUAUAUUGCAAUGGGGUCAUGUGGUUCCAUAAGUCUAUUGAUGCGACUGGAAGAAUUCAAAAUGCUGCAUAUUUGUUCAAGGAGAUUCGAAAGGUGGUGGAAGAGAUUGGACCGGAGAAUGUCGUGCACGUAGUCACCGACAACGGCUCGAAUUACAAAAAAGCAUGCAAUGAACUACUAAGUGAUCUACGUGAGGCUACGGGGAAUGAUUCCAUCAGCGAUUGGGCACGUCAAAAUAUAGGUGACACUCACCUAGGGAAGAGAAAGUUGCACAAGGGGCCUAAGAAGGGUGACUCGAAGCGUCGAAAAGGCAAAGGAACAGCAAAACCAGUGAGCAGCGACACCGAGACUGAUGAUGGCGAAGGUGAGCGUAGUCCUCCGUAUCAGGAGUCCGAGGAUAGCAGCUCGGCCGAUGAUGGUGAUGAUGGUGACGGUGCUCAGCCUAAUGCUGGUGGUGGAGGUAGUGGUGCUGAUGAUGCUGCUGGUGGUAGUGGUCAUGCUCGUGGUGUUCGUUUCACAGGGGAAACUCAGUUCACACAUGCUACUCAGGACACCGACCAUGGAGCACCGCAAUCGCAGAGGAGAACAGGUGGACCGACGGACUAUGACAGUCCACAGAACUCUUGUUCCUCCUACAGCGAUUCGAGGCACUCUUUUCACUAUCCCAUUCCUGACAUCAGCAUGCAGCCACCGACGAGAUGGGUGUACGAAUGGGAAGACCCCCAUUUUUACACUAUGUUAGUUCAGGAAUGGCAGACAACAUCGGCGUGGACGGGCCAAACUUGGCAACACUACAAGGCUGAGCUGCUUAGAGUGCGAGGUAUCGCUUUGAUGUCCACCGCCGAAUACCAAACCGCAUCUCAAAUGGGGGUCUUCCCAUUCCUACGUUGAACUUUUCAUUUCAUGUGUAUAAGUGUAUGACUCCGUAUUUAUAUGCACCCUAUUACUAUUGUAUUUGUAUGCAUAAUUAUAACUCA
Molecule: messenger RNA, 1530 nt
Organism: Panicum virgatum (switchgrass)
Lineage: Eukaryota; Viridiplantae; Streptophyta; Magnoliopsida; Poales; Poaceae
Exons: 5
Coding region: 23-1444 (473 amino acids)
Source: RefSeq, a predicted model, not a curated record